This is a messenger RNA of Myxocyprinus asiaticus (Chinese sucker), 2760 nucleotides long. RefSeq names its product nuclear receptor subfamily 1, group D, member 4b (gene nr1d4b). The transcript has 8 exons. The record is from RefSeq and is a predicted model, not a curated record. The coding region runs from base 140 to 1879 and encodes 579 amino acids. Gene Ontology annotation, molecular function: zinc ion binding; RNA polymerase II cis-regulatory region sequence-specific DNA binding; nuclear receptor activity. Gene Ontology annotation, biological process: cell differentiation; negative regulation of transcription by RNA polymerase II; hormone-mediated signaling pathway. Lineage: Eukaryota; Metazoa; Chordata; Actinopteri; Cypriniformes; Catostomidae.
UGUGCAAAGGCAUAUUUGAUGACUUUUACAAGAGGUUUCCUGACUUCAUGAAGUUCUCACUUGUAUGGAAGGAAAUUAAAACAGAGAGAGUUAUAGACUGCUUAUUUGCAUUUUCAUCAGCAACAUCAGGGACAGAAAGAUGGACAACAGUCCAGGUGGAGGAGUUAUCCUCUAUGCAGGGUCAACAGGAAGUGCGAGCCCCAGUCCAGGAAGCCCCUCCAGUGGGUACCAGACUCAGUCUCCAUCCUCUCAGCCUUCAUCCCCGGAGGAGGUCUCCUUCACUGAGCUUGGCACUCUCAAAAAGCAUUCAGCUGGAAGAAAUGCCAAUUCAGCAAGGGACAAUAAACUGGUCUUUCAAUUUCCAGAAGUGAGCAGCGCUUCUGCUGUCAACCCUGUUGCCCCAACCGUAACAUUAUCAGGGCAAAACUCAUACUCUCACCCGCUGGUCGGCAGGAGACCUAGUGGAUUCACAGGUACCUUUACUAAAACAGGAGGCAUGGUUUUGCUCUGCAAAGUAUGUGGGGAUAUUGCAUCAGGAUUUCACUAUGGUGUCCAUGCAUGCGAGGGAUGCAAGGGUUUCUUUCGUCGCAGUAUCCAGCAGAACAUCCAUUAUAAGAUGUGCGUGAAGAAUGAAAACUGUCUGAUCAUAAGGAUGAACCGCAAUCGCUGUCAGCACUGUCGCUUUAAGAAGUGUCUCUCUGUCGGCAUGUCCAGAGAUGCUGUGCGAUUUGGGCGUAUUCCAAAGCGUGAGAAACAACGACUACUGGACGAAAUGCAGAGUUACAUGUACAGUCUUAAUGAAGCAGCGUCCAUAGACAUUAACUCUAAUACACACACCGACACCCCCACCAGCCCUGGAGAUGGCCAAUCAGAGGAGGCCAUCAGUGCUAUCUCGCAAACUUAUCGCAACAUCUUUGUGAAUGGGAAGGAGAAGUUUGUGAAGAUUAGCAAAGAAAACAACAUCAAUAACAACAGUCCUUCAUCCUUUCAUCAUAAUCCAAUCCCAGAGUCUGGCUACACCGAGUGUCGCCCUCAGCCCAGAGUUUCACAGCAAGAACAUCCCAUUCAUUCCACAAAAGACUGUCUCACCCAAUCCAGAUGUCCAGUCGCCUACCACGAUAACAAAGCAAUAACCCAAGCUAUGGAUAACAGUCAACAUAAUUUCCCACAAUCCUUCAAUCCAAGCCAGGGAAGCCCCCCUUCUCAGAGCUGUCUGUCUAAUUACAACAAUUAUUCCACUCAGACGUCUUGUCCUUGGAGACUGAGUUCUGGGACGAAAGUUCUGGCAUGUCCUCUCAACGCGUGUCCUGUUUCUCCAGCCAAUUGCUCCAAUCAGCAGGUUUGGGAGGCUUUCUCCCAGUGCUUCACUCCAGCUGUUAAAGAAGUGGUUGAGUUUGCCAAGAGCAUUCCAGGGUUUCAAGGCCUGAGUCAACACGAUCAGAUCAUGCUGCUGAAAGCAGGAACCUUUCAGGUUCUGAUGGUGAGGUUCUGCUCGCUGUUUGAUGCUAAGGAACAUACGGUAACAUUCCUGAAUGGUCAGACAUAUCUGCUGGCAUCUCUGCGAGUUCUUGGCAUGGGUGUUCUACUGGAUGCCAUGUUUGAGUUCAGUGAGAAGUUGGGGAACAUGGGUCUGGAGGCCAAUGAGAUGGCACUUUUCAUGGCUGUGGUGCUGGUUUCUGCAGAUCGUUCAGGUAUAUCAGACGUGGGAGCCGUAGAGCAGCUUCAGGAGGAUUUGAUUGGUUCCCUUUGGUCUCUCAUCACUCGCCGAAGACCAGAGGACAGCUCACUGUUCCCCAAACUCCUGCUGCAUUUACCUGACCUCCGCAUCCUCAACAACCAGCACUCAGAGAAACUCCUUGCCUUCCAUAUCGACCCCUGAGAAGAGAAAGAGACAAUUACCAGAUCUUCAGUCUACACCAUGAUAAUAAAGGGUCGUUAUAUGGUUCAGGGUGCUCCAUCACAAGAAAAAAAAACAUUAGUUUUUUUUUUUUUUUUUCAAUAUAAGAUAUGAAGUGCAGAUAUCGCACACCUUUUUUUUUGUUUUGUUUUGUUUUUUUUCAGAGGACAAUUGAAGAAAUAACAAGGUGAUGGCUGUUUUUAUUUCCAGAAUUGAUCUGGGAUCACAAUGUAAGAUCAGUCUCAGUAUGAGCUUCGGGACAUUAUAAAGACUUUUCUCUCUAGAUGCUAUGCAUUUAUCUUCAUAUCUUUCAACACAUUGUUCAACCUUUAAAAAAAAAAAAUCUCAUUUUACAUCAUAAGCUUUUAAGUUCAAAGAAACAUUAUGCAUAUCUCUUUUAUGGAGCUUAAUGGAUAUAUAUAUAUAUAUAUAUAUAUAUAUAUAUAUAUAUAUAUAUAUAUCAUGUAACUGGCAGUCAAAACUCCAACCCUAUUGUAAAACAAACAUGUUUUAUAGUGGGAAUGUCUGAUAAUUUCUUAUAAUUGUACAAUAUUGCAUUUUUCUUGUGUGGUAUUACCUUGACAGUCAUUUUGUAACAAGGAUACACUGCGUAAUGAGAAACAGAGACUUAAUUUCUUGUAUUUGAAGUGCUAAUGUUAUUUACAAUGGCUCUGCAUGGAUAUAGUUCUCUUACCCUUUGCAAUUCUGAAUUUAGGAUUGGCAAGAUGGCAUAGUAGAAAAGUGGACUCUAAAAUGUUUGCCAAUUCUGCAGUAAUUCUGCAGUAAUUCUAUUGUUUGACAUUCAUCUAAAUGUACAGUAUAUUUGGUAAAUGUAUUAUGUUUAUUGUUACGUUUUCCACAAA